Molecule: messenger RNA, 1341 nt
Organism: Enterobius vermicularis (human pinworm)
Lineage: Eukaryota; Metazoa; Nematoda; Chromadorea; Rhabditida; Oxyuridae
Source: the annotation of a GenBank genome assembly
AUGGUUGAAGCAAAAUCUGCACAGCUUUCAUCAUACAAAUUGGAUAUUGAUGAUCCUCUUCUCUUCUCCUAUAUUACAGGUAACGACGCUUGUGAUUUGUUGAAGCGGCUUGAGUCAGAUUUUCACCUGAGGUUUCGGUUUGAGAAACAGACUAUAACAAUAGAGGGUUAUGGUCGUAUUAAUGUAGAAUGCAUUAAAACUGUUUUGAACGAAGCUUGGAAGGCAGAUGAUUUCAAACGAGCUAUAGAGGUCUUGGAGUUGACAAACUCUUCAGAUUUCCAACUGUACUUCAAAGUUUCACCUGCCGAAUCUGCGCUGAUGCAUGUAAACGCCAAAAAGUUGCUGCGUUGCCCUGGCUUAUUGGCAUUCAAGGCAGAUGCAUCUGGUAAUGUUUGCCUUUUUGGGAAAGAUUCCUCGGUUUCUAGGGUGUUCGAAAUGGUUUCUGAUAUUGUUUGCCAAGCCGCUUUACGUGAAAAUUUAAGAAAGAGCAGUGAGUUUUCUUCCGAAGGGCCUUGUACUAUGUCGAUGCGAAUCCCUCAGAAAGUAGCAGAAAACAUUUUCUCGCCAGAAAACACGUAUAUAGUAGAACUCCAAAAAAGAUUCCAUUUUUUUAUUGAGCAAGCGGAGGCCCCAGCAGAAGUGGAUGAGCGCCUUGGCGUACCAGUAACCGUAUUUACCAAAUCUUUAGAUGAAGCUUUGAAAAUAAAGGAUGCGCUCUGUGCUCAAAUAGACCUAUUGAAUGGCGCAAAAUCGAAAUCCUUUGGCGAUAUCAGGCUCCAGUGUGGAGCAUUUACUAUCAGCUCUAAUUCGACAAAAGAGGGACUGAAGGUGGUCCUUUCUGCAGUUGAGAUACAGUUAAUAUUCUGGGCCAACGAGCGUGACGCACCGCGUAUUAUAGGUUCGCACGGAAUCACCAAAAAACGUAUUCAAGAGUGCUCUAAAUGCAAAGUUCUGGGAAACACUUUUCAGCUGCAUACGGAAUCAAAGCGUAACGGUUUGUUUCCAGUUGAAAUUAUUGGACCCAAUGUUCAGAAAUGUGUUGAAACUCGUCGUCGCAUUGAAUCUUUUCUUAUGCAAGUUCCACCUGCGGUUCCUGGGAGAGAACAUCAGUGGAAUUUAACUGCUGCAGAAGAAGUGAUUCCUAAUGUGAACACCUACGACAUUUCGGCCUUACAAGUGUCGCGACGGUACCUCUACUUUCCCGAGAAUUACCAGCUGUCGCAGCAAAGCUCCAGCAAGGAUUUAAUUCGUAACAGUUCAUCCUCUCAACCCCUUACGAUAGCUUAUGGGGACAGUGAACAAGCUUUCAAAGCUUCAAUGAAGUCGACGGUGCAUAUGUAA